This is a messenger RNA of Dictyostelium discoideum AX4, 660 nucleotides long. RefSeq lists its product as hypothetical. Lineage: Eukaryota; Evosea; Eumycetozoa; Dictyosteliales; Dictyosteliaceae. The record is from RefSeq and is a predicted model, not a curated record. The transcript is spliced from 2 exons. Bases 1 to 660 code for a protein of 219 amino acids.
AUGUCAUCAACAAGUAGAUUAAUUGUAAAUUCAAAUCCACAACAAUAUAUUCAAAAAUGUUUUUAUGCAAAGAGAUUAGUAUCAAAACGUGUUUAUGAUAAAUUAAAGCGUGAAAAAGUAUCAAAUUUUGAUUCUUAUGAAUUAUUUAAAGAUCUUUCAAAAUCACCAAUUAAUAAACCAAUCGAUAUAUUGAAACCAGUUUUAGCAAAAGGUUUAGUUGGAGUUGAGAAAUAUUUAGCACCAAAUUUAGGUUCAGCACAAUCGAUCACCCAAGAAUUGAAUAACAACGAAAAAAUUCAAAACGAUCUCAUGGAAUUGGUAGCAAAAAUCAAAUAUACUACAGAAUCAGAAUCCUUGGAGGAUCUUUUAACUAUAUCAAAAGUUAAAGCACCAACCGCAAGAGAACUUCUCAAAAGAAGAGAAAAUAUAGAUUCAAUGGAACCUCAAGUUGCUAAAAAAGGUUCAAAAUCAAGAUUCUUUUAUAGAGCUGGUCCAGGUUCACCAUUAUAUGAUUUCACUGCUCAUCAAUUAAAAGAAAUUAAUAUUUUAGAACAAAAAUCAAUUCAAAUUCAAAAAGAAAAAGAUGACUAUGCUAAAUUAAAUAAAACAAAAGAAGAUUUUGCUAGUGAUAUGAGCAAAUUGUAUGGUCAAGAUAAAUAA